This is a messenger RNA of Capronia epimyces CBS 606.96, 1602 nucleotides long. Its product is annotated as aldehyde dehydrogenase (NAD(P)+). The coding region runs from base 1 to 1602 and encodes 533 amino acids. Lineage: Eukaryota; Fungi; Ascomycota; Eurotiomycetes; Chaetothyriales; Herpotrichiellaceae. The transcript is spliced from 2 exons. Gene Ontology annotation, biological process: aldehyde metabolic process. Gene Ontology annotation, molecular function: aldehyde dehydrogenase (NAD+) activity. Gene Ontology annotation, cellular component: cytoplasm. The record is from RefSeq and is a predicted model, not a curated record.
AUGGCUUCGGUCCAGUUGCCGACUUUCACAACCACUCCCAUCGAAAAGAUCCCUUCCAUCGUCUCCCGAAUCCGCAAGACCUUCUUCUCCCAAAAGACUCGCCCGGCGGCCUUCCGACUCAAACAGUUGCGCAAGUUAUACUGGGCAAUUGUUGACCAUGAGAAAGAGCUCUUGGAAGCGUUCAAACAGGAUCUGGGCAAGGGAUACUUUGAAGUGAUGACCUCUGAAAUUGAAUGGGUGAAGAAUGAUAUAAUAUUCAUGACUCAACACUUGGAGCAAUGGAUGAAGGAUGAGAAGCCGGCAGAUAUCCCAUGGAGCCACAGGAUUGUGAGCCCCAGAAUACGGAAGGAUCCUCUGGGCCUGAUACUCGUAAUUGGUGCCUUCAAUUUUCCGGUGAAUUUAUCCUUUGGCCCUAUGAUCGGGGCCAUUUCAGCAGGAAACACCGUUGUUCUGAAGCCUUCUGAACAGUGUCCCAACUGCGCCGCCGUCAUGCAGACGAUUAUGGAAAAGGCAUUAGAUCCCGAGUGCUAUAUCUGUGUCCAAGGUGGCAUACCCGAAACCUCGGCUUUGCUCGAGCAGAAAUGGGAUAAAAUUUUCUUCACCGGGUCUGUAAAUACGGCAAAGGUUGUUGCUCAGGCAGCGGCGAAGAAUCUGACCCCGGUCGCUCUGGAACUGGGUGGGAAAAAUCCUGCUAUAGUGACCAGGAACGCGGACGUCCACUUGGCAGCUCGGCGCCUGUUGUGGUCCAAGACAAUGAAUGCAGGGCAGGUGUGCAUGAGUCAAAACUACAUCCUAGUUGACAAGGAAGUGGCUCCCUCCCUGAUAGCGGAGCUCCAGGUGGCCCUGAAAGAGUUCUUCCCCAGCGGUGCGAAGCAGAGCCUGGACUACUCUAGGAUCGUCAACGUUCGAGCCUUUAACCGGAUCAAGAAGAUGCUGGAUUCUACUUCGGGGAAAAUAGUCAUUGGAGGAACCAUGGAUGCCGAUCAACUAUUCAUCGAGCCUACCGUAAUUGAAGUCUCAGAUCCCAAAGACUCUCUCCUGGUAGAGGAAUCUUUUGGACCUCUCAUCCCAAUCCUGGCGGUCGACAAUUUGGAUCAAGCCAUCAGCAUCGCCAACAAGAUCCAUGCAACGCCACUGGGAGUCUAUGCUUUUGGAACGAAGGCCGAGACUGACAGAGUACUCGCCGAGACCCGUUCCGGCGGCGCCAGCGUCAACGAUGGCUUCUACCAUGGCAUUAUCCCAACCCUUCCCUUUGGUGGCGUGGGCGACUCUGGUACUGGAGCUUACCAUGGAAAGGCAUCUUUCGACUGCUUUACGCAUGGUCGGUCAAUCACCAAGACACCCAACUGGGUGGAGAAGUUGCUGGCGGUCAGGUACCCGCCUUUUGCUGGCACCAGCAAGCUCACGCAGUAUCGCACAAUGGGGGUUCUGAAACCCGAUUUCGACAGAGAAGGAAACCAGAGGAUUGGGCUACUGUGGUACCUGAUCACUCUGGGGGCGGGAAGUGCGUCCAAAGGUGCGUUUCGAGCAGUGUUGGUCGCUGCUGUUUAUCUGGCACUGAGAGCACUAAUGGAAGGUAGAGCAUGGAAGGCAUUGAAAUAA